AUGAGCCCUGAAAAUAUGGCACAGCCUGGAUUUGCUUACAAUAUGCCUUCCGCUACCAACAACCACUGGAACCCGCCUCGCAGCCUUUUCGCUGAACCCUACAACGGCGGCAGACUUGCUGGGAGCCUGUACCCAGUUUCUAGCAUGAACUUCACGACCAAUACCUAUCCUUGGGCUGAUAGCCCUCCCGCACAAUCGACUGCAAACUUUUCGAGAAUCGAUCCUCCAGUGUCGGCCCAGCCGGCCUAUGUCCCUCGCUCCCCACCUGGGGCAAACAGCGGUUCCAAUUCCAUCUAUCCCGGCCCAGUAUAUGGAUCCCACAAGCGCAGCAGAUCAUCUGCUUGGGAUGGACAGAGCAGAUAUUCACCCACAGGCUCAGUGGAUGAUAUCAUUGCCUCACCAAGCUUGUCUGAUUACUCCUUGGACAAUGGCUUAGACUUUGGUAUCCCCUCCAACAAACCAAAGCAACAAAACAGCAAGGCUCGAUCGCAGCGACGGCCGUCGAACCGAGACGAGUUUGACGGCCCUCAUCAAUUCCUACAGCGCCCACCCCAGGACGUUAUUGCUAUGCAGGAGAGAGAACUCCCGCAUCUGCCAACCAACCUUCACGUCCAGGAACAAGAUAACGUUCUUAACCAGGUUAAUGACCGGUUGUCGCAAUGCGCCUAUGAUUUCGUGGCCAAGUACCAGUUUCCAAUCCCCCUUACUCAAGACAUGAGGCCCGUAGAGAGGCCACAAGAUCGAGAGUGGACCGAGUGGGUUUACCUCUUGAAAAGACUUGCCACCAAGCGACGCAUUCCCGCUCGAGUGCUAUACAACGGACAGAUCAAACAGUUUGUCACAAUCCUUGAAAACUCACUAGAGAUGCGGCAUGCUGCUAAGCAUCAGAGCCGCCCUCUGAAAGAUGAUCGCAACAUCCUCCAGCUCAUUUCCGCUGGUAUUCAGGUAGCUAAAAUCCUGAAAGAUGCGUCGGCGAUGGACUAUCUCGACCGACUAUACGUUUCCACGGAGAAGCAGAUACAGGAGCGUGCCAAUGCGCGAUUCCGAUCUUAA
Molecule: messenger RNA, 1053 nt
Organism: Trichoderma gamsii
Lineage: Eukaryota; Fungi; Ascomycota; Sordariomycetes; Hypocreales; Hypocreaceae
Exons: 3
Coding region: 1-1053 (350 amino acids)
Source: RefSeq, a predicted model, not a curated record